CUGUAGGGUGACAGAGGUCCUUCAGGCCUCAGUGGCGACAAGGGAGAAAAGGGCGUCGCUGGACUGUCAGGACUCAAGGGUGACCUGGGUUUCCCGGGUCCCCCAGGAUUGCCAGGACUGCCAGGAGAAAAGGGUGUCCCUGGCUUUGGCAGACCCGGCCCCACUGGCCCCAAGGGAGAACCCGGACGAGUCGGACUACCUGGCCUCGACGGCAUCUCAGGCGACAAGGGCGACUCUGGCCCAGUCGGGCCCAUGGGCCUCAAGGGCAACCCGGGUGCCCCCGGGUACCGAGGUGGGCCAGGCAUGCCCGGCCUCGACGGAGUGCCGGGGGCCACGGGUGACAAGGGCGACCAGGGCUGGCCCGGGUUGCCGGGGUCCAAAGGAGAGCGAGGGUUGCCGGGACAGGCAGCCCUGGACGGGGCCAAGGGGGACAAAGGGGACAGGGGUCCCAUUGGGUUCCCGGGCUUGCCGGGGCUCAAGGGAGACCGUGGGCCAGGUGGCCCAGUUGGAGAACCCGGCACGCUGGGCGAGAAAGGACAGAAGGGAGACCCGGGGGUCGCAGGGAUCGCAGGGGACCACGGCGAGAAGGGCAACCCGGGGAUCCCGGGAACCCCAGGCAGAGACGGGACCAAGGGAGACCGAGGAGCAGCUGGGAUCCCGGGCCAGCCGGGCCUGGAUGGCUUGCCUGGCAUCAAGGGGGACUCUGGGCCACGUGGCCCACCUGGCCUGAUGAUUCACGGAGAGAAGGGGCUGCCGGGUUUGCCGGGGAAACCAGGGAAACCCGGGUUGUCUGGGCUGUCGGGUGGCAAGGGUGAGCCAGGGUUGCCGGGUUUACCCGGGGUGACAGGGGAACCAGGCCCAGUUGGGCCACUGGGGCUCAAGGGCGACAAAGGAAGUGAUGGCCGCACUGGGCCACCCGGUGUGCCGGGGGCCAAGGGUGACUAUGGGCCUCGUGGGCCACCUGGCCCUUCAGGCCCACCCGGCAUGAAGGGAGACGUUGGUUAUUUUGGAGCCCCGGGUUUGCCUGGACCAAAGGGAGACCUUGGAUUACCCGGACCGCAAGGAUUGUCAGGGCCACCUGGCCCGCCGGGUCCCAGAGGACUCACUGGGCUCAAGGGCGAAAGAGGACCCGAGGGCCUUCCAGGGAACUUUGGAUCCCCUGGCAGACCCGGGCUGAAGGGCGACAAGGGUCCGCCAGGGUUGCCAGGAGGCAUUGGCGCCAAGGGAGAACAGGGCCCACCUGGCCCGCCGGGACUGCCAGGCGAGCCUGGGAGACCAGGCUUUGAUGGCCCACCGGGGCUGCAAGGCAUCAAGGGAUUGAAGGGAGAAGCUGGUCUGGACGGGUUGCGAGGUCCUGUUGGACGGCCAGGAGACAAGGGGGCUGCUGGUCUCACUGGUUUGGAGGGUCCCAGGGGUCCACCCGGGGCACCCGGAGAAAAGGGCAGCAGAGGGCCGGGUUGCUCGGCCUCCCAACAAAUCCCCAUGACCGGGCUUAUGUUCGUGCGACACAGUCAGGGCUCGGAGACGCCAGAAUGCCCCUCAACAGGAGUGACACCUAUGGUCAAACUCUGGGACGGCUACAGCUUACUCUACAUCGAGGGCAACGAGAAGGCGCACUCCCAAGAUUUAGGGUGCUGGGAAAGUGCAAAGAACGACAAGAGCUACUGGCUGUCCACGAACCAGGCCAUCCCCAUGAUGCCCGUGGGCGAGGACGCCAUCAAGCCCUUUAUCUCGCGAUGCGUCGUCUGCGAGGCGCCGGCCACCGUCAUUGCGGUGCACAGCCAGAGCCUGCAAGUGCCGCCCUGUCCCCAGGGCUGGGGAGAGCUCUGGAACGGCUACAGUUUCGCCAUGCACACUGGCGCCGGUUCCGAAGGCGGCGGCCAGAGCCUCUCGAGCCCGGGGUCGUGUCUGGAGAACUUCCGGGCGACGCCGUUCAUCGAGUGCAACGGCGGCCGUGGCACCUGCCACUACUUUGCCAACAAGUUCAGCUUCUGGUUGGCCACAGUGGACGGCCGCGAGUUCGCCAGCCCGAAGCCGCAGACGCUCAAGGGCAACCGGUUGCGCGAGAAGGUGUCUAGAUGUCGCGUCUGCGUCAAACUCCCUCCUAAUCAACAGCAGCAGCAGCAACAGCAGUUGGGCGGGUUGGACAACACCAAUGAUGGCUACAUCAAUAACUACCCGCGGGGGUAGAUGACCAUCCAUACACCGUAUAAUUGACUGAUGUGCUGGAGUGACCGAACCAUAUUCGUAUAUGUUCCAUCUGCUUCGUUCUGUCAUCCUGUAUUAGUUGUUGUUGGUGAUGUUCUGCUGUAUCUGCUCAUCCACUGCCAUAUUUCUGACUUGAUUUGCAAAAUUCGGACUUGUUGUCAUAUAUGGGACCAGCGCAACUGCAACUCCAAUUAACACAUUACAUGAGCAUGCAUACACAUACAGUAUAUACCAGGAUGCAUAUAUUUCCCAUGAAUGAUCAUCCAUUCCAUAAAAGAUAUAGGUGCCAUACCCAUCAACCUUCUGUAUUAAAUGUGCCAAUAGGUAAAUUAAUUUUUAUAGAAAAAACAUCAGGAAGAGAACAAAUUUAAUCUGCUCUGUGGACCAUGAAAUGAAUUCAGUAGCUUAAUUAUAUCAAGCCACCUGCUGAAGGGGAAAAUUGUGCAGAUUCAUGCAUUACAGAUAGCGCCUUGCAAUUCAACCCCAAUCUGUUUCUGGACUAGAAUCAAAUUUUGUAGAUGUCAAAUGCAAUAUUUUCUAAAUUGUAUUUGAUGUUUUGUGUCUCUAUUUGGGUUAAAUUGUGGGACAGAGGCCAAAUUGCAAGUCAACCUUUCAGCAAAUAUGACCGUCAAAUGGCAUGAUGGACAAAUUUCAGGGUGCUAAAAGGGUGCUAAAGUACCAUACCUGUAAUGUAAAUCCAGCCAUGGCUGUCUGAAUAAUCAAUUAUAAUUUGAUUUGAUUCUACAUGUUUUUCACUUGGUCUCAUUCAAUAUAUAUACCUGAUAUGCUGGUGGAGAAAAAUUUACCCAGAACUUUGCCAACUGGUUUCUCAUGAAUACACUAGUUAACUUUCCUCUUGUUUGUGCCAAAAUGAAAAUAAUGGCAUCCCGUCAUUUGAAUCAAUUUUUGCACACACACAAAAAUGACACAUGUCUUGAAAAUAUGCCCUAGAUUUGGAAUUUGCAGGAGAGAAAUUGAAGUGAGGUCUGUCUACAUGGUGGGUAUUAUGGUACAUUUGGUGCAAGAUUUUUAAAUACUGCCAUAAGAAAACGCUUUUCAUGCUUGGUUGCUGAAGCACUGAGUUUUGCACAUUAAGUGUCAAUUUUUGGAAGGGGAGAUGAGGGACAUGUAGAAGAGGGACAGAAAAAAGAACAAGCAUAGAGCUAUGGGGAAAACUGAAGAGCAUUUUUGCUUGUUUUUUUUUGUGGAAUGUUUUUCUCUCAAAAAUAGCUGAUUCACCCGGUAUUUUUGUAUGUUCUCUGCCAAUAAGUGACUAAAGCUGAAAAUUCCCGGGAAAUGAAUCCCAAGAAACCCGUGGAAUUUGUUUCUUUUUAUUGUGGUUUAAACGCAGGGGAAAAAAAGAGAAGGAAAUCAUCCAUCCGCGGAAAUGUUCCCUUUACACCACUGCCUAUAUAUUUCGAAAAGAAAAGGAAACGAAUGAGAGGGAAAAAUUGGGGAUAAAAUUUAUGAGUGUGUGUGUGUGUGUUUUUGUUUCGUUUCUUCUUUUUAUUCUGUCCCCUGGGCAUUUCAACGAGAUUGUGUGAUGGUGUACAAUAUUUUAGAAACGACCUUUUGACUUUUAUUCUCUACAGCUCUCAUCUUUUCUCUAUACGAGGUUUAUUGUCUCCUGCUUCUGAUGGUGGAAUCACACAAUCUUAGAACUUUGGUGACUAUGUUUACUGAUGACGUUGCGGAAAUGUGUUCAGAAUAAAAUUUUAUUGAAAUA
Messenger RNA from Notodromas monacha, 3934 nucleotides. NCBI's taxonomy places the organism in Eukaryota, Metazoa, Arthropoda, Ostracoda, Podocopida, Cyprididae. The record is from the annotation of a GenBank genome assembly.